CGAGGAAGUCAUUCGGUGUUGAGCUUUAGAAAUCGAUCGGUCUCCGAAACGGUCAUGAAGGUUUUCGUUAUAAUUUCGUUGUCCCUUCUGGGCUCGCUUGCCGCUGCCCAGCCGCAGGACGCAACCACCACGACGGAGGUCUUCAAGAACAUUUACUACAGAUGCAUGGAUAGCGAAUCUAUGCUGUCCUGUGUUAAGCCAAAGGUGUUGGCUUACGUGAGCGAGGCUGUUAAACAGGACAAGAUUAAGAUCACGGAAGACCUGGCCAUAGUUAAGUCACGCGAGGUACCCGAUGAUAACGUCGAGGAGUAUUACCACCAGUACGAUACCGCCGAUCCGACCAGAAGGGAACUCCUCCGCUCCCUCAUGCUGGAAAAAUUAGACUCCUACCUAUCCAGUCAUCAGCUCGAGGCUAAACUUCCAGAGGCGAUCGCCGGAUCCAACAUCGUCCCUAGGGCGCUCGUCGAGUCCGUACCCUCGAGUCUCACGGUGCCCUUGGGCGACGUCCAGGUUGGGCAAGGUCGCAGCUUCGUGAAGAAGGUGAUGAUCCCGUUCCUCCUCGGUCUCAAGUUCAAGGCUACCGCUCUGGUGCCCCUGGCGCUGGCUCUGAUCGCUCUGAAGACGUGGAAGGCCCUCACUCUGGGUCUCCUUUCUCUCGUUCUCAGCGGCGCCAUGCUCAUUUUCAAACUUACGAAGCCCAAGGUCGCCUACGAGGUUGUCCACUACGGACAUCCCCCCGUGGAACACGCUCCUCAUUGGGACACAGCGCCCCAAGGACCCUACCGCGGCUACAGAAAAUAAAAUCCACGAAUAUCGAACCUCGAAAUCAUCACGCCAAAAACCAACGACUAGGACUGUAUUUAAUAUUUAUUGGAACUGCCCGUCGACGGGCUGAUUCAUUUUCUGUCACAUGUGUACUUCUAUUUAUGUAUAAUAAAUCUAUCUAUUUUUAAUAUGAA
This is a messenger RNA of Athalia rosae (coleseed sawfly), 959 nucleotides long. RefSeq lists its product as uncharacterized. The coding region runs from base 55 to 801 and encodes 248 amino acids. Lineage: Eukaryota; Metazoa; Arthropoda; Insecta; Hymenoptera; Athaliidae. The transcript has 3 exons. The record is from RefSeq and is a predicted model, not a curated record.